Molecule: messenger RNA, 2475 nt
Organism: Candoia aspera
Lineage: Eukaryota; Metazoa; Chordata; Lepidosauria; Squamata; Candoiidae
Gene: TMA16
Product: translation machinery associated 16 homolog
Exons: 7
Coding region: 78-647 (189 amino acids)
Cellular component (GO): nucleus
Source: RefSeq, a predicted model, not a curated record
UCCUCUUCGCGCGGAGCCAGGGAAGCACAUUGAUGCCGUUGCCGUAGGGAGACGCGUCUGCUUUUUGCUUCGGGAAUAUGCCAAAAACUGUCAAGGCAAAAGGAGGGGGGCAGGAGAAGAAAGUCAUCCACCCUUACAGCAGAAAAGCUGCUCAGCUUACAAAAGAAGCACACAAACAGGUUAAAAAGGAGAAAUUGAAAAAUGAAAAGGCCCUUCGUCUCAGCAUUGUGGGUGAAAAAUUGCUUUGGUUUCAAAGUCACCUUGACCCUGACAAAAUGGAAUACACAAAAAAAGAAGCUUCUGAACUAGUAGAAAAUUACUUGCAGCGAUUUCGUGAUGAGUUGGAGCAGAUUGAACUGCACAACAGCAUUAAAGGAAGACAGUCCAGACAGCACAGUUCCAGGGAAACCAUAAUCAAGCAGACUAUGGAACGUGAAAGACAGCAGUAUGAAGGCUAUGGCAUAGAAAUUCCUGACAUUAUAAACUGUAAACAUCUUCAAUAUUUCAGAGACUGGGAUGGUGACCUGAAGAAGCUACCAAAUAUUAAAAUGAGAAAGUUAUCCAGUAAAGAUGUCUUUAGCAGUAGAAUGGAGAAGACAAGUGUUGACACUCGAAAUGAAUUGUCUGCAGCACAGGAUGCAGACUAAGGAGGAAUUGCCGGGUUAUCUGAAACAGAUUGGCAAGCCAGUGUUUUAACUGCCUGUGGCAGCAAAAAGCAAGAAACCUUCCUUUCAAUCAAACAUGAGAUUAUCUGCUAUUCUGACUGCUGUGUCUUUCAGUUUGUCUAGAGAUUAUGAUAUAGCAAUGUUUUUUGAAAAAAAAAACUGUGCAAUGUAUGUAAAGUUCAUAAAAAUGCUUGAUAUUACAUUGAUAGAGCCAAAUUCUGAUUAGUCUAAAUUCAUAUAAUGCAGCUAAGUAACAAGCAGCUUUAGAGUGCAGGAAGAAAAAGUCAACUACCUUCCACCUUACCUACUAUAUUUCCCCAGUUGCUGUUCUGGUACUGGUCUGAUUGUCAUUAAAAUUGCUGGAGCAAACAUUUUUAAGAAUAAACUUAAACACACCUUUCCAUACUGCAAAGGUGACACCAUUUUUAACAGUGCAUUUUGGCAUUAUUCAUUCUUGAAACUGCUGGUUGGGAAUAUAGGUCAUAACAUCAAUUGAGUGGUUGGGGUUCAGACAUGUGGCCUAAUUUGGGGGCAGGUAAUAUUAAGAGGGCAAAAAAGCUUAAGGUUUUUUUUUUUUCCUUGAACCCCGUCAAAGACUAAGAAGGCAUGAUGGGUGGGAAUCUUGUCACAUUCUCUCAACACAUUAUGACCUUACAAAAAGUUACCUUGCUAACAAUACAUAGAUACACAGAGUUGUGAACCCCAAUAUCUAAUUUAUUUCCAACAUUCCAUUAGAUUAGAAAGAAUAAAAGACAGGCUAUAAAAUAUGUUUGGAUAAAAUAACAUGGGCUAUAAUACAGUACUGAACAAAGCAUACUGACCAGUAUAUUUAAACUGUCUUAUGUCUUGGAUUUGGCCUUUGUGUUCUUUAGUUGUACAAUAUUCUGUGUGAUAAUUUGUAAUAUCUUGAUAACUGAAAAUAUUACUAGUUUUUAGAUAAGCAAAUACAGCUUGACUUCACAAGUUUGGCUUCAGUGAACCUACUAAUGGGCUUUCAUGCUUUGAUAUUGAUCUCUUUUUAAAACAAAGUUCCUUGUUAAGUCCAAACUGGGUCGUCAUUAAUAUUGAGUUAUAAAUCAGAUCUUGAAGCAUGAAUUCUGGUUAGUAAACUGACAUUAAACUACAUGCCGGAAGAAUGGAGGGAAGAGCGUGCAAACCUUUUUCUUUUUCUUGUAGCCUCUUGAGUUAAACUUGCUCAGGAAAAGGACUGGACUACAUUUGGUUUUAAUGAGGCCUUUUCUCCAUUAAUCAAAUGUCAUCUGCAGCACUGAGGCUGAACUUUCAUUUCAAACACAAUAUAAAAUUCAGUGCAAAUUCUCAGCGCAUGGGAUAAGGCAAUGAUAUCCUCCUCAAGUUUUCAACUUAACACUGGAAAUAUAAAUACAUGAUUAGUUUCUAUUUAUUUAAAAAAGAAAUAAUUAAUAGCUACUUCAGAGUCAUCUGUUUAUUACAAAUACAAAUUUGUUCCACAACAGUUAGUUUUUUUCUCAACCCAAGAACCUUUUUAAUACACAAAUCACCCACAAAAGCUCUUGCCAAAGAGAACUGGGUAAAACAAGUAACAAACUUGCAGGUCCAAUCAUUAUACAUAAUAAAAUAUUUGCAUCAUAGAUUGCAGUGCAGUUUUCAGAAAUUGACAGAUAAUUUUCAGAUGACUGGGGAUCUGUGCAACAAUGCAAUAUUGACCUGUGCUCUUGACUGCUUUCCACCUGUAGCAAUUAUACCAGUAGGCUGUUUAGAUAUGCUUAUAUGGCCAGCAGGAUAAUCUGGAGUAGAAUGUCCCCUAACAGCCACUUAGAGAAUUGGGGGG